Molecule: messenger RNA, 305 nt
Organism: Staurois parvus
Lineage: Eukaryota; Metazoa; Chordata; Amphibia; Anura; Ranidae
Source: the annotation of a GenBank genome assembly
UCAGAUAUAGUGAAUGCAGAGUCUGGGGAGACCAGAUAUAGUGAAUGCAGGGUCCAGGGAGACCAGAUAUAGUGAAUGCAGGGUCCGGGGAGACCAGAUAUAGUGAAUGCAGGGAGUCCAGGGAGACCAGAUAUAGUGAAUGCAGGGUCCAGGGAGAUCAGAUAUAGUGAAUGCAGAGUCUGGGGAGACCAGAUAUAGUGAAUGCAGGGUCCAGGGAGACCAGAUAUAGUGAAUGCAGGGUCCGGGGAGACCAGAUAUAGUGAAUGCAGAGUCUGGGGAGACCAGAUAUAGUGAAUGCAGGGUCC